This is a messenger RNA of Python bivittatus (Burmese python), 2856 nucleotides long. The record is from RefSeq and is a predicted model, not a curated record. NCBI's taxonomy places the organism in Eukaryota, Metazoa, Chordata, Lepidosauria, Squamata, Pythonidae.
GACAACACUGACAUAGACAGAUUUUCUCCUGGAUGAUCAGUCCUCAACAUGGCCUUUGGGGUCUCUCAAUGGUGCCUUCAUUGCUGAUGUAACUGAGUCCAUCUACCUUACUGCUGGUUGUCCUCCUGCUCUUUUUCCUUCCACUUUUUCCAGCAAUAUGGACUUCUCAAGGGAGUUGGGUUUUCGCAUGAUAUGUCCAAAAUGAAUAAUUUGAGCCUGGUUAUUUGUGUCUUAAGUGAGAACUUGGGAAUGAUUUGUUCUAUGAACCAUUUGCUUGUUUAAUAUUUGUGUGGAAUGAAUGAAUGAAUGAAUGAAUGAAACAUAUUUAAGCAUCGCUUCUACUUUGGCCGUAAAUUCUAUUCUCUUGUUCUUGGAUCUCCAGACAACACCAUGAUAUUUUGGUUAGUGGAUGAGGACCGUCGCAAGGCGGUGCCUUCAGCUAUCUCAGUGGAGACCACAAGCUAUGCGCUUCUCUACUUGGUGAAGCAAAAAGAUAUUGCAAAAGCUAGCAAGGUUGCUAGGUGGCUGACAGAGCAGAGAAACUAUGGAGGAGGCUUCAGAUCAACACAGGACACAGUGGUGGCUCUGGAAGCCCUUUCCUUCUACUGGAUCAACUCUUUCAAAGAAGAAGAGAAUGAGCUAACAGUUUCUCUUAAUGUCCCUGGAAAAAACUUGCCUAUACAGCUUUUCUUUGGGAGAUCCAAUGAUCCAGUCCAGGAAGAACUACAGUUUUCUUUGGGAAACGACAUUGAUGUCAAAGUAGAAGGGAAAGGAAAAGGAACUCUGACGGUUCUCAAGCAGUUUCAUGUCUUGGCUGUCCAGAACAACACCUGUCAAACUCUGGGACUAGAAGUGACCGUGAGCGGCUCUGUUCGCCGAAGCUCUGAACUGGAAGAGUACUAUUAUGAAUAUGAAGACAAUGUUCAGCCCACAUCACAUCCUGCUAACCAACCACUAUCACGGAUUGAAUUAUUUGAUGUCCAACAGCGUCGCAGGAGGGAGACCAAAGACCCCGAACAGUUAAAACAGGAGGUCACCUACAAUGUCUGCUUCUGGAGACAGCCGGGGGCUCGUGUUUCUGGCAUGGUCAUUAUUGAUAUCAGCUUGUUGAGUGGCUUUCAGCCUGAUGAGGUGGACCUUUCUCAGCUGCAAGAAGUCCCUGAACAAUAUAUCAACUACUGGGAGAUUCAAGGACGACGGUUGCUCCUUUAUUUUGAGCAGGUGCCAAAAUCGGGACGUGAGUGUAUCGCUUUCAGAGCCAAACAGCGGGUAUCUGUAGGAAAACUGCAACCAGCCAGUGCUACCAUCUAUGACUUCUAUGAACCCCAACAGCGCUGCAACAUCUUCUACGGGGCUCCCAAUAAGCCACAAUACGUGUCCGCGUUGUGCUCAGAUGAUGUCUGCCAGUGUGCUGAAGGUGCCUGCCCACGCUUGAAGCGUACUCUUGAGGAAGCUAUUACAGAAGAAAUCCGCAUGAACUUUGCAUGUUACAGUCCCCGCGUGCACUACGCGUUCAUCGUUCGAGUGGAGCGCGAGAGCCAAGAAAGUGCCUUCCGGGUCUAUGAAGUUAAAAUCCGGGAGCUCCUGCAGUUCACUGCAGACUCCAAAAUUAGUGUCAAUCAGAUCCGUCGCUUCGUGGUUCGGUCUGCUUGCCGAACUCGCUUGGCUGCAGGCAAAGAAUAUUUGUUGAUGGGACGUGACGGUGAAACUCGUGACUCAAAUGAUCGCCCGCAGUACCUGCUGGAUAAGAACUCCUGGAUCGAAGAGCUACCGGAUCCCCGGCGCUGUAAAGCCACCCAGUAUCGCAACACUUGCAGUCUCCUUCAGUCUUUCACCGACUCCUUUGCUCUAAACGGCUGCCGCAUCUGAGCCAAAGAACCGUGCGCCUUCAACUGCCAUACCUUGAUGCAUCGGGACCUCUGCCACUUUGGGAGAAGGAGAGACGCCACGGCAGAAAACCUCCUCCUGAUCGCUACGUUGUGAGUUGCUUAAAACUUUGUGAUGAAAGGAUCUGAAGACACAAGGAGAGUCUGUUGGCAUCAAACCGAAGCAGUUUUUAAGAGAAAACAGCCAGCAAGACUCUGGAAAAUUAAGUUACCUCUAAGUUGGGGGUUCUUUCGUUGAAUUUGGCUCAAUGGGACAACCAUAACUUUGAAAGGAUUUCAUUCUCUCCAAAAUCAUUGUUACUACACAAUCAUUUCUGUUCCGAUGGUUGUCAAUUUCAGUAUUUUUUUUUCCUAGCCAAAGCCCUGUUUCACACCAUUCAUCAGUUUUAUUAAUUUUAAUCAAAAGUGCUUUCCAUCCGAGAAUGAAAUUCCUUUCUGAAUCCGAGUCCACCUUGUCACUGGAAAAAGUAACCAGAUCAAAUGAGAGUGUGUUCUACUUUACUGUCUUGUAGUUGGUAAAGAUGAGGAGACCCCCUUCCUCCCCCUCCCCAAUAUGGAGCCUCCUAGGGACUUAGCCCUAUGCAUUCAAGUUUCUGCUCGGCUGGACAGACCUCUAAGUUUCACAUACUCCCACAUUUAAAUGUUUAUAACUCAACUGUCUUUUCAUGUGUUUUUGGAGAAGCCUGAAUUUUGGUAAGUCCCGAUCCAAUAACAAACUGAAGAAAAAUUCUCAGCAUUUGCGAUUUCGCCAACCAACAUUUUCAGUCAUCUCCUUGGGCAGCACCUAUCUCGUGAUAGGCUAGAGUAAUCUUCCCCCAAACUGAUCUACCCUUUCAGGAAUCUGCUUAGCCAUGCUGGUUAAGGUUUUAGUCCAAUGUAUCUGGAUUAUUUUUGAGCGAACAGGUAUGUCUUGCAAUGAGUGGUCACUGUUUUGCACUGCUUCUUCAUGCAAUAAAACAGUUUACUCUCA